This is a messenger RNA of Cucurbitaria berberidis CBS 394.84, 1046 nucleotides long. RefSeq lists its product as uncharacterized. The transcript has a single exon. The record is from RefSeq and is a predicted model, not a curated record. Bases 67 to 882 code for a protein of 271 amino acids. NCBI's taxonomy places the organism in Eukaryota, Fungi, Ascomycota, Dothideomycetes, Pleosporales, Cucurbitariaceae.
GGCGACGACAAAAGGCACUAGCCGCAGCAUGCCUCUCUAGGCCCGCAGUGCGAAACACAUGGCGACAUGCACGUCCACGCCCUCAUGGGAUUAAGUUGGCUUGGCUUACGCCGGCGCCCACGAGGCAUCCCUGCAGCGAGCGGAGUCGUCCUCAGCCUGCCGCCCCCUGUCCGCCGUGAGACGUGCCGACCACUACGCCGCACACCGACAAGGUGGACCAUCCGUGGGCCUGGGAGCUACGACGAAAGGACUGGUCUACAUUCCCGACUGUGGCAGAGGGGCUUCCUACUAUCUGCUAUGCAGCGAAGCAGAAAAAAGCUUGCUGCAUCAUGGCGGCGGCGGCGGCGGCGGCAGCGGGACACCACAUCCCCCCAUAUCGUAUUCACCCAGCACCAUGUCUCGUUCCGUCACAGCAGCCACUACGCACACGCCAGACAAAGCACCCAAUGCGGCCUUCUUUGUUGCACGUCUGCGUCUGCGUCUGCGCGCAACAGCGGUACGCCCAAUGACACACCUGCUGCCAUCGUCUGCCCGUGCUCCCUGUGCUCUGUUGGGAAGACCAUGGCUCUCCAAAUAGGCCCCAGGGCCGUCGGCACAUGCUACAGCAGCGCUCAAGACAGAAAAGCGUCGUUGCGCGCGCACAACAGCCUCUUACACCUCAGCAACACACCCAGGUUUCGCAUGCUGCACCGCCGUUUGGCUCAACGCUCCCCCAGCGCCCGUUUUGGCGUAACGUCUGGUGGCGAGCGAGCGAUCCCAUCCAUUCCACACGCUGCUGGCCCACGAACUGGUUACGCUGCCUGCACGAUCGAGGGCCUAAGCCGACACCUGCCAAUCGCGACACCACCACUCCCUUGUCGUGCAACACGUCGACGACGUUGAGAGGCCCGGAGCUUUUUGCUCGUGUUGCCGCAAGAACGUGGAAUGCACGUUGCACCCUUGCUUCACACAAACGCCAAACUUGGUCGUCAGCUUUCCCCCCGACCUGCAGCUUGCACCACGCUGACAAAAGCAUUCUUGUCCUGGCUCCAUUUUCUCACCACAUC